This is a messenger RNA of Pelobates fuscus (common spadefoot toad), 2327 nucleotides long. RefSeq names its product glycerophosphodiester phosphodiesterase domain containing 2 (gene GDPD2). The record is from RefSeq and is a predicted model, not a curated record. The transcript is spliced from 16 exons. The coding region runs from base 146 to 1846 and encodes 566 amino acids. NCBI's taxonomy places the organism in Eukaryota, Metazoa, Chordata, Amphibia, Anura, Pelobatidae. Gene Ontology annotation, cellular component: plasma membrane. Gene Ontology annotation, molecular function: glycerophosphodiester phosphodiesterase activity. Gene Ontology annotation, biological process: lipid metabolic process.
AAGGAAGAGUGAGAUUCUUCUCUGACUAAUAUGUGACCUGCUUUACAUUCCUUUUGAAAAUCUUUUUUUCUUUUUCGUAUGAAGGGCAACUUGUGUUUGAACCCUUCCUUUUCCUAAACCACGCAGCCCUUCGCCCCUCUGUAGGAUGGUGUCGCGGCACAGAGUUUGGAAAUCGUGCUGUCUUGGUGGUCUGUGGUGGUUUCAUAGCUGUAAGUGUGAAAGACCUAAAGAUAAGGAGCCCAAAACAACGCACGAGUGUAUCCGGGUCCUAGUGAUAUUUGCUAUUUUUGCGUUUACCUUCAUAUGGCUGUAUGUAACUCUUAUUCUGGGAAAUGACAUACACAAUUUUAACGAGUAUAUUUUCAGAUCCGCCGGUUUGUGGGUUGACUGGUCUCUUGUGUUGGUCAUAGUGACGGCCGUACUACUGACCUAUUGCUCCUUCCUACUGCUGACCUCUUUGUGCCUCACUCUUUGUGGUCAACCUGUCAUAUUACACAUCAUCCACAAGGUCCUUCUGGCUUUAUGUUUUGUGCUGGUCACCCUGGGAAUAGUUUUCUUGGAUUUGAAGUGGAAGGAAGAAUGGGAUGCAGUGUCCAUAUCACUACAGAUGACCAGUCCCUUUCUGCACAUUGGAGCUGUGGUUGGAGUCUCUGCAUUUGCUUGGGUCGUAGCUGGAUAUUACUGGGGCACUAGCAGCAAAGUGUUUAAGUGGAUCAUUUUGACAGUGUUCGCCAUUCUCCUGGUUGCCCUGUAUAUUUCACCUUUAUUUAUAUCAUCCCCCUGUAUCUUGGAGUCAUCAAAACUCCCCUCUAAGCCGAAGAUUUAUGGACAUCGUGGUGCUCCUAUGAUGGCUCCAGAAAAUACAAUGAUGUCAUUUGAUAAGCUGGUGGCAGCUGGUGCCGAUGUGUUUGAGACUGAUGUCAUGGUGAGUUUGGAUGGAAUUCCUUUUCUGAUGCACGAUAGUACCUUACAGCGCACUACAAAUGUGAAAAAUGUGUUUCCAAACCAAGAGAAAGAAAACAGCUCAAACUUCACCUGGAGUGAUCUUCAACAGCUCAAUGCUGGGGAAUGGUUUUUGCAGAAGAAUCCAUUCCAUACGCUGGGGUCACUGAGUGAGCUUGACAUUCAGGAGGUGAAAAAACAGAAAAUUCCCUCUUUGGAAAAUCUUCUGAAUGCAGCGGAGAAGAACAACAUCUCAAUCCUAUUUGAUCUCCGUCAACCCCCUGAUGGACAUCCAUUCAAUGAGACUUAUGUCAAUGUUACAUUAAAAACCAUCUUAAACUCAAAGAUUCGUCCAGAACUAGUACUUUGGCUCCCAGAUGAGGAACGAAACUUGGUUAUAGAUGAAGCUCCUGGUUUCCGACAGAUAUAUGGGAGAAAAAAGGAGGAAAAUGAAACAUUGGAUUUUGUCAAUUUGUCCUAUAAAAACCUGACUGUGUCUGAAGUCCGCUCAUAUCGGAAUGAUAACACAUCAGUCAAUUUCUAUGUGGUUAAUAAACCCUGGCUCUUUUCCCAUGCAUGGUGUGCUGGAGUCACCUCUGUCACCACCAAUGCAUGUCAACUUCUGCAGGCUAUGCAGCGUCCUUUUUGGGUCUUGGAUCCAACCUACUACUUGAUAACAUGGAUUGUUGCAGACUGUGUAUCUUUUCUCCAUAUAAUUUGGGCAUUUAUCAUUCAGAGAAAAUGUAUGCAAAAGAAAGAGUCAAAAGGAUACAGGAAACAGGUCUCUGGAUUCUGGCCUUCAAGAUACAGGGAGCAGGCCUCUGGACUCUGGCCUUCAGGUUAUUGCAGCAGAAUUAGGGACUGUGCUACUUAUGAGGCUAGAAAGUCUGAACUACUGACCUAAAGAAGCGGACUGCAAGCCUUUUGCUCACACUUCAUAUGACUGCUUAUGGCAAAUCGGGUGAAGAUGUAGGACAACAGGAACGAUACAUUCCUCAGAAGGAUCUGAAGAUCUAAACAAAUUAGCAAAUAUUUUAGAAAAUGGUGAAUAAUUUUGAACUGGGCUUUGUCUCACCACUGUUAAACCUCAUUGUUUUAUACAUUUUUUUUUUUAUAACUGAUCCAGUUUCGUAAUAUUUUUCUGAGAAUUGUAACUGCACUUUGCUGCAGUUAUUGUGCUCAUUUCUUCUACUUUCAUACUGAAUAUGGUGCUGUUGACAACUGUCUGACAGUCUUACCUCAAGAUAAACCUUAAUAUUGCAAAAACAAAGGGGACCUGCUCUGGAUUAUGGAACAGAGUGACUUUUGCAUUUAUAAAGUAAUUUUUGGGAUACAUGAAAUAGAUUGAAUAUGAAGAAAGAAGAAGAAAAGUUUUUGUUGCGAAG